AUGCUUUUCCCCCUGCUUUGCUGGGCUGAAAUCUGCCUGCUGCUGCUCUGCGGGGGCUGCCAGCUGGAGGAGCCGGUGAUGGGUUUGAAGGAAGCUGUGAAAUCUGAUAGCAUUGUUGCAGCAGCCCUUGGUGGAGAGGCAAACUUCUAUUGCAACCUCUCGCUCUCGAUGGAUGUUUUGCAAGUCACCUGGCAGAAGAAAAAUGGGUCUUCCUUCCAGAACAUAGCCACCUACAGCCCAUACCAUGGGCUGAGGCUGAUAGGGUCAUUUCAGAAGAAGGUGCGUUUCACUAGAGCAACCCUGAAGGCCUCAGCUAUCACACUCCAAAAUCUCACGUUCGAGGAUGAGUCCUGUUACAGAUGCAUUUUCAAUGUGUUCCCGCAUGGCUCUUUCAGCAAAGAUAUAUGCCUCAACAUCCAAAGUAAAAACAGAAGCAUGAAUAGAUCAGGAGUAAAAAUCCUGGGUUUUGGUUUCCCCAAUACCAAAGGUGUUCAGAAGAGCAGAAUCAUCGUGGUGGUCUUAAUAGCUGUGGUGUUCUUAACAAUCUUGAUACGCUGUGUCAUGAGACUGAUCAACAGAAAAAGGAAAAAACUGAAGAGACAUAGUGCACCCAGAAUACCUGCAAAGGAGAAAGGCUUACACCGAGACCUAAGCGAGAAAGCCGUGAGCAUGCACAAGCCAAAGGACCAGCACAUUGUUUAUCAAAACGAGGAGCAGUCACCAGGCUCCUCACUUCACAAAAGGCUACCAGGUCUGAAGAGAAACCUGACAGAAAAAAAAAAUUGCAGGCGCUUGUUUUCAGAGGAAGUGGAGAACCUGAACAGCAAUGUCCACAGCGUGUUUGAGAGGGCACCUCUUGGGUUAUGUGUCAAGGAGCUCGACUGCACGCCCAUGAAGGAGGACAGAGGGUCUUUUGGUAUCCAGCAAGCCUAUCCCAGGUAUCAAGAAAUUACAACCACUGUAUCCAAAGACAUUCAGGAGCAACACAACGAAAUUACUUUGAGGGUUGUCCUGCGGUGGACGCUGACUGUGGUCACUGGAAGUGAAGGUAUUGAAAGGAACUGA
Messenger RNA from Pygoscelis adeliae (Adelie penguin), 1065 nucleotides. RefSeq lists its product as uncharacterized. Gene Ontology annotation, biological process: regulation of immune response; negative regulation of macrophage activation. Gene Ontology annotation, molecular function: cell-cell adhesion mediator activity. The coding region runs from base 1 to 1065 and encodes 354 amino acids. Lineage: Eukaryota; Metazoa; Chordata; Aves; Sphenisciformes; Spheniscidae. The transcript is spliced from 7 exons. The record is from RefSeq and is a predicted model, not a curated record.